AUGACUUCCUCUCUGCUCCCCACAGAAAUGGUGGAGUCCAUGAAGAGAGUGGCCGGGUUGGAUGUGGAACUAACAGUCGAGGAGCGAAAUCUACUAUCAGUGGCCUACAAAAAUGUAAUUGGGGCGAGGAGAGCAUCAUGGAGGAUAAUCAGCAGUAUUGAACAAAGGGAAGAGAACAAAGGUGGAGAAGACAAAUUGAAAAUGAUCCGGGAAUACAGGCAAACUGUGAGUACGCCCAGAAGUAUGAGUCAUUCUGAGUGCAUUCAUAUAGGACUGGUGCGAGAGAGAUCUGACAUGAUUGGAGAGGCAUUUGAGCUGCAGCACUCUUAAAGCAAUAUGGUAGCAUUUCUACUGGAGAAAAUUGUCAUUGAUAUAAAGUAGUUUAGGCUAAUUCACCUGAAUGAUACCGUUUGUGUAUUGUUGCUUGUUGUGCCUAACAUUGUGCCAGUGGCUGGUAAUUCAUUGAGUUAUUUUUUCUCCUGCAGGUUGAGAACGAGCUGAAGUCAAUCUGUAAUGACAUUCUGGAUGUACUGGACAAGCACCUUAUUCCAGCUGCCAACACGGGAGAGUCCAAGGUCUUUUACUACAAAAUGUACGAGCCUCUUCUCCUUUUCUCGAUGUGUUGUUUGGGAACAGAUGCUUGAUAGAUGGUUAUUGCUGUUUUUUAAUGACCGGGUUAGAACAGUAUUCCACUUCUCUAAUGGCUCUAGAAUAAAGCAUAGAGCAGGGAUUGUGAUUCCUCCUGCUAAAUCCCGAAUUCCUGCUUUUCUGACAUUUAUCCUCCAUUCUUUGAUCAUUGAAACUGAGCUAUCCCCAAGAUGUUUUAGGUUGCCCUGAUCACGUCCCUGAGUUAGGAACAUAGUUGUUUUUCACAUGUUUUCAGGGAGCCUUUGUACAUUUUACACCAUGAUGACCCACUGAUUCGUCUCCCUCUUGCUCUCCCCUCAGGAAAGGCGAUUACCACAGGUAUCUGGCCGAGUUUGCCACCGGGAACGACAGGAAGGAGGCUGCAGAGAACAGUUUGGUCGCCUACAAAGCUGCUAGCGACAUCGCCAUGAUCGAACUGCCACCUACACACCCCAUUCGCCUAGGCCUCGCUCUUAACUUCUCCGUAUUCUACUAUGAAAUCCUCAAUUCACCCGACCGCGCGUGCAGGCAAGUACCUCGCACGGCUCUCCUUGAUAGACUCUCUUGAUACAAGUGUGACAUAAGACCAAUGUUUGUACUGCAGGUUGGCGAAGGCUGCGUUCGAUGAUGCCAUCGCAGAGCUGGACACGUUGAGUGAAGAAAGCUACAAGGACUCCACACUUAUCAUGCAGUUGUUACGUGACAACCUGACACUAUGGACUUCAGACAUGCAGGGAGAUGGUAAGCUGAGUGAGAGCUCCCACACCUGGACUUUUAGAAUGCAUUGAGGAAGUUGGUAAUAUUAUUAAGGGGUAAAGAGCUUUUUGAGAACAUGCUCAAUUCCUCAAUUUCUUCCAGUCUGAGGUAUACUUACAAUAUUACAGCAGUUUGCCUCUGCUAUUUUUUUUGUUAGCCCAUUACAAUGUUUGUAAACGGAUGCUAUCCUACCAGAAAAGUGUAGCACUGGAUCUCCUUGAGGUGUGUGCUAUUGCUUAUUCGGCUCUUUUCAGAGCUGCUGACGUGGAUCAUUAUGCUAACCCUAACGUCUCCCUUCUCCAUCCGUCUCUAACCUAACCUUGUGUCUUUCACCUUGCAGUUUCUUCCGCAUUGCUUAGUGGUCCUUUCCCCCCUCUCUCUGCCCUCUAAAGCUGUAGCUUCUUCAACCUUCAUCUUAUUGUCUGAUUCAUCUCUCACCUCUCUCGUUCUGUUUGUGUAGAGUCCUAAAGGAACAAAACAGCUGUUCAUUUCCCAUAAUCUGUACUUUGUAAGUGUUUUCUGGCCUUGGUUUGAAUCGUUUGUUCUGUCCCCCUUUACUACUAACUCACUGCAACGCCACUCACCCAUUGGUUUGUGUCCUCGGGAAAGUUGUAUAUUCACACACUGUGUCUUAUGAAUAGUCUUUUUACAUAGUGAUUUAAAAUAAAAUCACCUGUCUAUCAGUAAUGCAUUUAGUUAGAAGGUAACCUGAAGCGACUGUCUUUUUCAUGUUCUGAUUUCUACGCGUCUUGGACAGCUGACAGAUUAUUGGGUGUUUGGUACUGGUGUGCGGAGUAUCGUCUUUCAGCUGGAACCAUUUUAGGCCAGGUGAAGGGCAGCUCUGUAGGUACAAGGAGGCCAGGUGAAGGGCAGCUCUGUAGGUACAAGGGGGCCAGGUGAAGGGCAGCUCUGUAGGUACAAGGAGGCCAGGUGAAGGGCAGCUCUGUAGGUACAAGGAGGCCAGGUGAAGGGCAGCUCUGUAGGUACAAGGAGGCCAGGUGAAGGGCAGCUCUGUAGGUACAAGGAGGCCAGGUGAAGGGCAGCUCUGUAGGUACAAGGAGGCCAGGUGAAGGGCAGCUCUGUAGGUACAAGGAGGCCAGGUGAAGGGCAGCUCUGUAGGUACAAGGAGGCCAGGUGAAGGGCAGCUCUGUAGGUACAAGGAGGCCAGGUGAAGGGCAGCUCUGUAGGUACAAGGAGGCCAGGUGAAGGGCAGCUCUGUAGGUACAAGGAGGCCAGGUGAAGGGCAGCUCUGUAGGUACAAGGAGGCCAGGUGAAGGGCACUAGCGUUCUCUGUGGGGCUGCAAGUGUCUCACCAAGUUAGAACGUGGGUUUGUGUGUAGAGUCUGACGCUCUGUUGAUGGAUAGUGCCUGAUCUCCGUAGCUAUCCUAAGAGCCGUGUAUUGUGGAGACUGGACGACUAACAGCAUGGCACCAGUUGUUGAGAGGCUAUAUGGGAUAUCCUGUCUGUCUUUGACUGGGUGACAUUAUCUACAUCCAGUCCCAUAAUUGCUCUGUCAUUCUGUCUGCCUGGCAUCCUGUAGCAUGACACAAAUAGACAGUUGUCUCACUAGCAACGGAAUGCCAGGACAAUAUAGUGGCUUAUGUUGGAAUAGAAUACUUGGGUACAGGUGAGUCUUAGGCAGAUCUGUCAAGAGGGAUUUAAAGAUAGGAUGUUACUGUAUUAGCUAGAUGGCUUAUAAAUCAUGGAAUGAGUAGGCUAUGGGGAAAUUAACAAAUCAAACUUGCUUCUCAAUUAUAAACGGAAGUCAUCUGUCAGGUUGUCAAGUAGAGCCUAUAUAGGACGUUUCAUUUUAAAGCUUUUGAAUUAGUCUAAGAUGUCAUUUUUAUUUGAUUGAAGCACUACAGUAGUUAUUUUUGAUAUGGCCUACAAGGUUGUAGUUAGUGGUUGAAGUUUCACUGCAUGUGCUAAGAUGUUUGUGACGCACUGAAUGAAACCACCACUGGGCUCACUUUGGCCUGUCCACCUUCAACUUUGUAGACUGUAGGUUAAAACUGGCACAGGAGUAAUGCAAUACUUCCACAGCAUCUCAAUAUGUUUGAUGUUUGGGCACUGAGUCUGAUCACCUAGACUAAGUUUGUCUCUCGUGUACAUAACCUGAAAGCCCAGCCCUCACCGUCCGUUUUCUCUUGUUUUCAAGCAGGUGAAGAACAGAACAAAGAGGCGCUGCAAGAUGUGGAGGACGAGCCC
Molecule: messenger RNA, 3592 nt
Organism: Coregonus sp. 'balchen'
Lineage: Eukaryota; Metazoa; Chordata; Actinopteri; Salmoniformes; Salmonidae
Source: the annotation of a GenBank genome assembly